GAAAACUGGCAAUCACGUAUGUCGGCCGGCAGUUUGUUACAAAGGGCGACUCGGCAAGAAAGGAUUCUGCCGCAUGCACUAUUGGCAUUGGGCUUGCCAGACCGACGCGAAGACGGGGAAAGAUAUUGCCAAACGUCAGCAUGGCUUGGAACUACACGCUCGAUGGGACGGCACUGGCGAGCUGCCGAUCCUGCGUUACCCGCCACACGUGGGGCUCCCAGCGCUGGAAACAACGCAUCCGUUCCACUUCCGGCUGAACCCCGCCAUCAUGCUGGGCCCGCAGUGCAACCAUGACUUGGCGGCCCUGCUGCGUUUCUGCGAGCUCCCCGCGAACGAUGCCGACCUCCCGAAUGAGAGCCGCGCUGCCCAAGUGAAAGCAGCGAUGGCCGAAGCUAUGGGGGACCACGAAUAUUACGCCUCGGCGUACUCAGCGAAGUCGCAGCCGCACGCAGACGGCCUGAAAAUGACAUUGGCCGCAUCGCUCGAGAGGAAAGAACGCGCGGCACAGCUGGCAGCCGCGACGGACAUGGUCGAUGACCAGGAGAAGGCACGCAAAUUGUUGCACACGCUGGUGGCCGCGACUAACAACCGGAUGCACAAGGGGUUCCCCGAGAUGAUCAGUUACCUGUUAGGCAAGCCCAUCGCGCACAGCAGCCACACGUUUGUCCCUGUCUUCUUCGGGAAGCUCCUCGCGAUCAUUCGUGCCACCAUGUCCCAGACAGCUCGCCGUGAACCUGCCCAGACAGACCACAGCCAACCGCGACCAUAUACUACGAAGUUGACACCAGCCAAACUCCACAUCGGCGAGUUGGACUACGUGCACAGGCCGCAAGAACUGGAACAAUUUCCCUUCUACUUCUUCUUCGCGAGCUGCGACGCCAAGUUGCCCGUUGGCAAGAACCUCCCGCCGGAAUCUCUUCGGUGGGUCAGGGACGGUAGCCGCCGGCAGUACACGGCCGCGCCAGUGACCAGCGCUACUUACGACGGAGUGCCGCUCCGAGGGGCUUCGACGGACGCAGAGCCCAAUGGGGAAGUACUUUACAGGUACGCGUACUACAUCUCAUUGCGUUUGACAAAGCCGUGGAAGGUGCCCAUCCUCUACGGCAAAUUGCCUGGCCGGCCUGCCAGCGACGACCACCUGGACGAGUGGUUCCUCUAUGCGUUGAAUGUAAUGGUUCUGUUCAGGCCCUUCCGGGCCCUGUCAGAUUUCGCCACCCGCAUCACGUCGACACCGUGGCCGCAUGGAGAGAAAGCAUGUCAGGCAGCCGUCGUGCACGACUUCCGCGCAUGGGAAAUGUCGACCCGAGAGGUGGCUCGAAAGUGCACCGCGGAGACGCCCCCUCUAACCCCAGAGUGGUGGGCGCACAGAAUACUGGAGAGCAUUCGCAACUACGACUUCGCAUCCUCCAGGAGGCAAGCCAUCAGUGAAGCCGUGCCGUCAAGCGUGCAGAUGCCAUUUCUCCCACCGUGGAACGCCGCCCGUGACGAAGCAGCCCAGGCCGCCGCGAACGACCCGGACACUCUGCUGGAGUCCGACGACGACGGCGACGACGAUGCAAACCCGCCCGACAUUCCCUUGGACGACGACAACACGGGCAACGACGCGCCAGCCCGACGACACCGAGCACCCGACCCGGCCAGCCUCCUCUGCGGCAUUUUCCCCGCGGGCGUGGAAAUGGACGACGUGAUUGCUCCAGCGGCAUGGCAGAGAAGCACCGCCGCAGAAGCGAAGUACAUUGUCGAGUUCAUGCGAGAGAACUCCGCCCGGCUCCGAGCGCCGGACGUGGCCUCUCGUGCACCAGUAUUCGAGGAUGCCGUGCGAUUGCGCCCGGCCGCAUCUCUGGCGGCUGCGGACCGGCAAGCGGAUUUCUUCAAGAUGAUUGACGCCUGGAAGGCCGAGGCGAGUACGAAGCCGCAGAAGUCCACUCAGGAGACGCAGGAUGCCCUGCAGCAUCGACUCCAGACGGUCAUGGCAGACGGCCGCAGCUCGGCGUUCCCGCUUGUACCUCCGCGUACGCGGACUGCAGUGCUCGAAGCUUGCUUCCACCUCUUGCGGGCGGGCGUACUGAACGUGGUCGACAUGCCCGAGAUCAACGUCAAACAGGCGCGCGCGCUGCUUUGGAACGCUGCAUGGCUACAAGACGUCAUGAACCGCGCGUGGGGGUUCGACGAGCCCUCUGGGCCGACUGUCACAGGGCGACCGUCUUUGGCAGACGGGUUUCAACUCGCACUCAUGGGCCCCGGAGGCACUGGGAAGACGGCGGUUCUGAGAGUCGUCGAGGCAAUCAUCUGCUACUUCAACGGCCCAGACACGGUGCAGAAAUGUGCGCCGUCGAACUCGGCGCCAAGGCUUCUGAGAGGGGACACGCUGCACGCACUGUGCAAGCUACCGUUUGGCAACGUGACCGUGUCCAGUAAGAAAGGUCGCCUCACCCGCACUGUCUUGGAGAGCCACAGGAGCCGCUGGGAAGGCGCCCUCGCGUGCUUCAUUGACGAGGUGUCCAUGGUCGCAGCAGCCCAGCUCUUCCAGGCGGAGGUUCGAUUGAAGGCGGCCAAGAACUCCACCCAGGCUUGGGGUGGCUUGGGCAUGACGUUGUCCGGGGACUUCAUGCAGCUCCCACCAGUCGACCCCACGGGCGACAACAGGAGCCUCGCCACGGACCUGGACGAGGUCGACGUCCUGAAUGAGAAGGGCGAGUACGACCAGGAACAUAACGCGGACAAGAAGAGGUCGAAGCACGUGGAGACGGUGCAAGGACUGCAGCUGUGGCGCCGCGUCCGGAAAGUGGUGACGCUGGAAGUGAACGUCCGCGCCCCUGGCACACUCAGCCAGCUGCUGGCGGAGAUGCGUGCAGGCAACAUAUCGGACGCGAUGUGGUCCUUGUACACCAGUCGCAUCUUAUCUUCAGAUGACGCCCGCCCGCGCGAUCCCGCGUCGCCCUUCUCCACGAACCCCUGGACAUACAUCGCCCACAGGCACAAGAUUCGCGUCUACCGAUCCAUGCAGAACGCUAAGCAGCAAGCACUGCGGACGGGCCGCCGCCUCUACGUCGUCCAAGCCCGCGACGAGCCAGUGGACCCCGCCGACGCUCAAAAAAUGACAGAACAGGUCCAUCGAGACCUCCUGCAGAAGGUGAGCCCGAAAGAUACGCAGGACUUGCCGAGUCUUUUGCCCCUGUACAUCGGAAUGCGCCUGACUAUGUGCUCGAAAGACUGCGUGCGGCUGGGCCUCAUGAAGGGCUGCGUCUGCACGCUCCGCCACAUUGUCUUCGCCGACGGAGAGCCGUUCCAGUCGGACCCAAUGGACGAGAACGUCGUGCACGUACAGUUCAUGCCCGUUUCCCUAUGGCUGCAGGCUGACGGCGGCGACUGGGAACUCCCGGCGGCCGACUUGGCUGCGGACCUCCCCACGUGCACUGACCGGCGCGGCUUGUUUCAAAUGAGACCGACGUGCGGGUAUUUGCGCGCAGCGUGGGAAGAGGAGCAUUUCUCAGUACGCCGCACCACUUACCGUUUGUUGCCAGCAGAUACGAUUAUUGUGUACGGCGCUCAGGGGGGUACAUACGUAGCCGUGGUGGCUGACAUGAAGAAGCCGCCUUCCAUGGACGCAGAUACGCAUUGGCUUGCGUGCUACGCGAUGCUCUCGCGCGCUGUCUCCGUGGAGAGCCUUUUCAUUCUACGCCCGGCCACCAGGCGAGAACUUUCCCGAAAGCCGCCGAAGUUCCUGCUAGACGAGAUUACCAGGCUGGCCGAAAUGGAGACGUCGUCGCUCGGUGACCUCAUCCGCACUUUGCGGGACAUGACAGGAGAUGCGUUGCCCGACGACCUGAUGGAUCACGUCCUCGCGAGCGAUGGCGCGUCGCGCCAGACACCGCCGCCAACGCUGCUGCCGCAGGAUGGAGACACGUGGAGCGCCGGCGGCGGCGCGGCGGAGCAAGCGAUGACCCUGUCUGCGCUGCCCCCGCUGAAGAAGCCGCGGCUGACGGAGAGUACCGCGGCGCAGGUGCCGCCGCCGCCCCGAGCGCAGGACUCUGUGCCAGGGAAGGCAAUCGAUGCACGCGCUGGCCAUCAGGCGCAGUCCGGGCACCCAGCACCGAUGGCCGACGCUCUCUUCGGCGCGGCACCCCCGACGACACGAACGCGAGCUCCAAGCGCAACAGCUACGUCGAUAGUGCCGUCGACUGCAUCCGCCCGCCCGUGCGGCGAGUGCGGCGCGCCGGAGUGCUGCGUCGACUACGAGCGGUGCCCCUUCUUCUUGCUAUCACCUGCGUCCAACUCGCGCUCCCUGCUGCAGUGGGCACAUGGUGCCGCCCAUGCCGUCUCAGACGCACUGUGCACCCGCGUUGCAACAAUUGGGUCUUCCAUUGGUUCCACGAUGUCCGUGCACAGCGUCGAGUUCGGCGGCCGCGGAGACUGCUUCUUCUACAGCAUUGCCGGAGUGCUGGCUCGCAUGGUUGUCGCUGGUGGCCCACCUGCGCGCCACAUAUUGAAGACCGUGUCUUCGCAAGUUUUCCUCCAGGGCAAGGAUGCCGUCAUGCGAGCACUCCGACAUCUGUCCGCUCGGAUAUACCUGCGCUGGACCCCGGAGCAAGUACUUGACUUCAUGGUGUCCGCCUGUAUGCAGCACCGCGCGGGGAUGCAUGAAGACCUAUGGGUUCCGCUCGAUGUUCUUCGCCAGUCCUCUCUGGAUUGCUUCGCGCACGUGGAGAGCGUCCUCGCGUUCGAGGAAAGAUCCGACGGGAAUGCCGUUGCCCGGGUGGCCGUGACAGCUGCGCGACUUGGAGGAGGCGACCGCGACGAAAGCCUGAUCACUAUACCAGACGGCACGGCGCGACUGCAGCACCUUCGAGAAAGCAUUGCCGCUUGCAUGGCCCAACCUGGAAAUAUUCAUUGGGGCACACAAACAGACGUCAACAGCCUCAGCGAGGCCCUCGACAUCGGCGUCUUCGUGUUCCGGAACAAUUUACCGGCACAG
Molecule: messenger RNA, 4975 nt
Organism: Prorocentrum cordatum
Lineage: Eukaryota; Dinophyceae; Prorocentrales; Prorocentraceae
Source: the annotation of a GenBank genome assembly